AUGACGGAAAGUAACACCGCAACCGAAGUAUCAGAAAGUAGUUCAUUGAGCCCUCAAGAAACUAAACCUCAGUUUUUUACUGAAACUGAGGAGGAAAAUGGUUCCGACGUGAUUGAUUCCAACGCGGCCGAGGCGAAAGUCUUUGACUCCAACGUGAUCGAAUCGAAAGGGUUUGAUAGAAACGUGACUGAAUCCAAAGUCUUCGACUCCAAAGAUUCCAACUCGACAGACAUCAACGUGAAGAAUGAAUAUGAGAUUCCAAAUAUUAUUCCGAUCAAAUGUGGACCGUUGACGGCCAGAAUGCACGUCGAGUUCUUUGUGUGCCCAGGAAUUCAUCAACCAUGCAUUGAGUUGGAGGGAGAGCCUGGAUUGAUCACACCAAAGGCUUUUACAAUUAAAGCUAACAAGGAUAAGCAAAAAGACUGGAAGGGAAGCAUCAGAAUUGGCAAAUCAAACUUAAGAACUCUCAUGGAAAUGAGAACUUUCGAUUUUCAUAAUCAUGCUAACUUCUGCUCAGCGAAGUGCCAAAGUAGAAACUAUAUAACACCUAAAGAAAGGGAUGCAACUCCAACUGAUGGACGUCGUGGUAGUCUAACAUCCAGAUUGCCUUUCACUCCUACGCCACCAUUGUUCCCAACUGAUCGUAUGCCACAAUCAUCUUCAUCACUUAAAACGUUAUUCAAAAACCCUCAAUUUACUCAACUCGUUUCACAAGCACUUCGCAAUAACAACAAUUUCGGAUCGAACACGGAGAAUCUUAGCAAUCCAAUUUACCGUGUUCCAAAGGAGGAAAUUGUCGAUGUUGAUGAUUCAAUGGUCAACAGCAAUUCAGUGAUCAAUUCGGCAACUGCAACCAGUUCUCUAUUGGGUAAUAUACCUCAUGAUGUUGAUGCUCUUAACACCCAAAUGAAUACAGAGCCAAGUGUAUUUUGGGCAGAAAUGACCCAAUGCGGUUUAGCUGAUGGCAUAAUUGAUCAAAUGAUUGAAACGAUGAACUCAAUGCGUGAGAAGCUGAAGAAUGGAAAUGUCAAUAAUGUUGCCCCAUUCUUAUCGCGAGCGAUUGCUUCUCUCGGAGUUUGCGACAAAGUUAUUUCGAUGGUUCGCAGAAGGAACUCACUAUCAUUAAAUGCCAAGCAUCGUCUUUCCACUGAUUAUUCAUCAAUGGAAGACAAUAUGUCUAGAAAACGUUCAAUUGAUGACGGGCCAAGUUCACUUUUAGAAGCUCUGACGGUUAAAAGACCAUGUGUUCGGUAUCCGGUUCCAUUCCAAGGACCCUCAGCGAAUAGCGCCUCUGAGAAUUUGGAAGCAAUUGCAACUCUUUUGCAAAUGCAGCAAAUGCAAACCCAGAGUCCCUCUGAGAUGCUAAUGCAGCUCGCCGCAAGCAUUCAACCACAGAAUGUGAACACUCCUCAUUUAAGUGACGCACUUCUAGCCAUCAAGUAG
This is a messenger RNA of Caenorhabditis bovis, 1443 nucleotides long. The record is from the annotation of a GenBank genome assembly. Lineage: Eukaryota; Metazoa; Nematoda; Chromadorea; Rhabditida; Rhabditidae.